AUGACUGGCAAGAUCAUUUUCUAUGGGAGAAUUGUCCACAGCAAGUCUCUCAAAUGUCUCCAGAUCUAUACCAAAGCAGCACUAGGGGUCAACGACGACGGUAAAAUCAACUUCCUCGACGAAGAUGUUACAUCGGGCGAGGAGGCUGCGCAGAAAUAUGCCGGGUUUAGAGAUGCGAAAAUCAUGACGCUCAAGCCACUACAAUUUCUGUUCCCGGGUUUUAUCGACACACACAUGCAUGCACCUCAAUGGCCCAACUUCGGAAUCGGGAUGGAAGGUGAUAAUUUGUAUUGGCGAGAAAACUUUACCGAUCCGCUCGAGGUUACCUUUAAAGACACAGAGAAGGCGCGGAGGGUGUACAGUCAGGUGGUCCAGAAGGAGCUGGAAAACGGAUCGACAACAGUGGCUUAUAACACGACAAUCCAUUAUGAGGCAACAACGAUCCUGGCAGACAUGUGUCUCCAAUACGGACAGCGCGCCAUCAUUGGCAAAAUCUGCAUGCUGGUCAAUGCUACCCACGGUAAUUGGGAGGCCUCGGUUGAGCAAUCUAUUGAGGACGAGAGGAAGACAAUUGCCUACAUUGAAAAAGUUGAUCCCGACGCCCGCCUCGUCUCUCCCUGCGUGGAACCUAGAGGCGGAUCGUUUGUGCCCGGUGCCCUGAUGAAAGGGCUCGGCGAGUUAUGCUGUCGCAAGGAUGGGCGGCUAUACCACGUCCAAACCCACAUGGCCGAGACCACGCAGGAUGUUGCUCGCAUGAGGAAGCUACACCCGGAGUUUCAAGAGUACUCGGAUAUGUACCAUCACUACGGCCUGCUGCAUCAGAAAACAAUUCUUGCACACUGUGUCCACCUCUCCGAUCACGACAUCAGCAUGAUUGCUCAGAAUAAUGCUGGCGUGUCCCAUAACCCAAAUUCCAACACAUGCUUGACGGCGGGAGAAUGUAGGGUGAGACAACUGCUGAAUGCCGGGGUGAAAGUCGGUCUGGGGACCGACUGCUCGGCCGGAUAUUCUCCAUCUAUUCUGAAUGCGAUGCGCGAAGCUAGCAAUGUAUCCAGACAUCUUGUCAUCCGCACCGGCGACCCUUCGUGGCGUCUCUCGAUCGAGGAAAUCAUUUUCCUGGGCACUCUUGGUGGCGCACAGGUUUGUGGCAUGGAGGACAAGAUUGGUAACUUCGAGCCAGGCAAGUGUUUUGAUGCCUUGCUAAUCGACGUUGGCUUGAACGAUAAUAUUAAUUCCGAUGGCUGGGAGCAUGAUGAUCUGGCGUUGGUGAAGAAAUGGGUGUUCCUGGGCGAUGAUCGCUCGAUUCGGCUGGUGUGGGUGAGUGGCCAGCUGGUUGCUGGGAAAGAUAGAAGUUGA
This is a messenger RNA of Penicillium daleae, 1356 nucleotides long. RefSeq names its product guanine deaminase. The record is from RefSeq and is a predicted model, not a curated record. The transcript has a single exon. Gene Ontology annotation, cellular component: cytosol. Bases 1 to 1356 code for a protein of 451 amino acids. Lineage: Eukaryota; Fungi; Ascomycota; Eurotiomycetes; Eurotiales; Aspergillaceae. Gene Ontology annotation, biological process: guanine metabolic process. Gene Ontology annotation, molecular function: guanine deaminase activity; zinc ion binding.